GUCUUUAGGGGUCGCAGAAGUCGCUCGCGCUCUCCAGCACCUCGCAAAGACAAAGAAAAGAAGCGAACUACUAGUACCCGUGGCCGGAGUCCAGUAAAGUCAAGUAAGGCUAAGACUAAGGCUAAAAGCAAAGGGGAUUCAAGCAAAGUGACUGCCAAAAACGGCACAGAUAAAGGAAGUAGCCGUCGAAGUCGUUUAUCAAGCAGGUGACUUGUUUGAGACCUUUCUGAAUGCUUUUUACCUCUGUUCAUUGAAUAUUGCUGAUUUAACCGUAACCUUAUGCCACACAUCAGUUUCAUUAUGUAUACAAAGCUAUGAUCAAUGUAGUUUCAAUUUGGCAGCAACCAUUUUGCUAUAUGUAUUAUUGUUUGUUUACCAUAUGUGACCUGCGCAAAUCAAAGAUGUGUUCGCAUGUUGUUUAGAGCUGACAUGUGGAAAUUUUAGAAUGGCAACAAAGACGUUGUCUCGGUCAUUAUUUAUGAGAUAUGAGUGCAUAUUAAUCAUUGUAAGCCAGGUUGGCUCGUGUGCUCUCUUAUAUACCUCGCUGACCAAACCAUGGUAACAUCAUUCGCCUCCAACUGUGUUUCACACUUACCUAAUGCUUAGCUCUGAAAAUUAUGAAAAAACUUAGGGAAAGGUUCAACCCAAAGUUUUUCAGCAUUGAUAAGAUACUAAUAAUGAUGUCAUUAUUAGUGUACACAUUCUAUGUGGUUAUGCUCAAAUGUGCUUCAGUUGCUAUUUCUCUGACAUGUCAAAUAGAGGAGAGAUUUUGUGAAUCUGGUGUCCAUCUUUAAGAUUCAUUUCACAAAGAAUCCUGUUUAUUGCCAUUAGUAUGCAUUAGACCUAAUAUGAAAAAUCUGAUUGGUCAAGAGCAUUCAAUCACUAGACUAAAGCAAGGGAAGUUGACUUACUAAAUGUAGUAUCUGCAGUGGGUAUUGGAUUUAUCAUGUCAAGUUCAAAGCCUGCCUAGAAUCCAAGCCCACCACCUUUUUGCUUUUUUUUUCACAUGAUAUCAUGUGUGGCCUCAUUGAAAUAUUGCUUAUUUUCAUGAUUGUGUUGUUAUCAGUUCAUCAUCCAGCUCUGGCAGUUCUAGCACUAGUCGCAGCUCCAGUUCAGGGUCAAGCAGCAGCAGAAGUAGUAGCAGCAGUAGUAGUGGAUCAAGUCAUAGUGGGUCUAGUCGCAGUAGUAGUGGAUCAAGUAGCAGCAGUAGUAGUAAGGAUAUCAAAGUAUUUUCUUGGAAACAGAUAUGCACAGUGUUUGUCUCAUUCACACACCUCAGUAGACCUAUCUCAUGUUAAAAAAAAAAUUCAAUCAUUUAUUAUCCAGUAUCAUGAGAGUGAUGAAUCAAAUGGACCAUCCACGUGUAGCUGAGUGGAUAAGCCUAGGAGUCCUUUCAUACUUCAAUUAUUUUAAACCCACUACAUUACUGAGUGAUUCUAUCACGAUAGAGUCUUGCUUGUAGUAGUAGUAGUCAUAGUGGGUCCAGUCGCAGUAGUAGUGGAUCAAGUAGCAGCAGUAGUCAUAAGGAUAUCAAAGUAUUUUCUUGGAAACAUAUGCACAGUGUUUGUCUCAUUCACACACCUCAGUAGACCUAUCUCGUGUUAAAAAAAAAUUCAAUCAUUUAUUAUCCAGUAUCAUGAGAGUGAUGAAUCAAAGGUACCAUCCACGUGUAGCUGAGUGGAUAAGCCUAGGAGUCCUUUCAUACUUGAAUUAUUUUAAACCCACUACAUUACUGAGUGAUUCUGAAUGAUUGGUUUGUGAACUUUUUACUACUGCUUUGAAAUCCAAGUUCCAUUGAGUAUGUGGAGCACUACAAGUCUCAUAGUGAGAAAACCACUAACCCUCUUAUCCCCUCCAGAUAGUCUUUUUCAGUUUUGAAUAUUCAAAGAUAUUCUAUGAAUUUCUGACAAGUAAUUUAAUGUUUGUGAAAAUGAGAUUGCACUCAAAAAUUACCCAGAGCUGAAUUAGGACUUUAAAAAAAUCAGCAUACUCCUCUGCAGCUCAUAAACUUUUUAAUGUUGUUGUUCAUAAAAGUAAAUACUUGUACAUCUUCUUACUAGGCAUCCAUAAUGACUUUUUUUCUUUUGUUUUCUUUUCUGUAGAUAAUGAAAAGGGGAAAGCUCCCAAGACUAAAAAAGAAGUGAAGGAAAAGGAGACCAAAGAAGUGAAAGAAGUAACAAAGGAACCCAAAGAAGUCAAAGAUAAAGCCCUCCCCCCUCCUCCUAAACCGAAAUCACCCAAAGUCUCUCCUCCCCCAAAAUCACCGAAGAAAUCGCCAAAGAAAUCACCAAAGAAAUCACCAGUCCCCAAGUCACCCACCCCGCCGCCACGCACUCGGCCCACGCGGCGAUCAGUUUCCAAAUCCGUGUCCAAGUCUCCUAGUCCUGUGAAGCGUGGACCUCGCGCCCGUUCAUCGUCGUCUUCGGCUUCUUCACGCUCACCUAGAAGACGCAAAAGAAGCCCAACCCCCAAACCGGCCAAGCUUUACGUGGCACAUCUUACACGCAACGUCACGAAGGAUCACGUUUUCGAGAUAUUUAGCGUAUACGGUCACGUUAAGUCAGUAGACUUACCCAUGGAUCGUUUUAACUUUAUGCCCAGGGGAUUUGCAUACGUGGAAUAUGACGAGGCGGACGAUGCAGACACUGCCUUGAAACAUAUGGAUGGCGGGCAGAUUGAUGGACAAGAAAUAACUGCACAGAUGGUGCUUCCCAUAAGGCCACGCGACGUUAGACCCGCUCGCCGUCCCAGUCCACCCCCGAGGCGCCGUCCGAUGCCAGCUUGGAGGAGGUCACCGCCUGCACGAUUCCGUGGCUCGUUUAGAGCGGGUAGACGAUCGCGUUCUCCGUCUCCAAGGCGCAGGUCUCGCUCGAAAUCACGGAGCAGAAGUCGAUCACCACCAAGGCGACGGAGAUACAGCCGAUCUAGUUCGAGUUCAUCGCGAUGAUAAGGACAUUGCUUUUUUUAAGGAGAGAAACAGUGUAGAAAUACUUUUAAAUACCACUAGCUGCAUUACUGGGGUGAAAUUCUUUCAACACCUCGAGGUUUCUUCAACGAAAGGACGUUUUUGCAAAGACAUUUCUAUUAUUUUUCUUUCGUCUCGUAUUUUAAAACGGUACAUUUUCCUUCCAGACAGUCGAACAAUGCCAACAUGGCAUUUCAAUUUGUCUCUCUCAGAAUUUGGAAUAGAGUCAUAAGUUUGUUGUCAGUUUCUUUCAUAACGUUCAAGUAUAAGACCCAGGUCUUUGCUAUUUUGCUGAAAUAAAGAGUCAAUCAUGAUCUGGAUGUACUUUGAUUAGAUUAUGAGGUGCCCAUGAGACUCAUGGUUGACUCGACAGUUUUUCAGUGGCUCUAAUAUUGUGCGACUGGUUCUUCUGUACAGCAUUACUAGAAAAUUAGAUAUUUUUUAAAGGGGCACUCUUUCGAAUCUUCCCUUCCUCUGAUGAGUUUUGUUUGCUCGUGUUUGGUUUUUUGUUUGGGUUUUCUUUUUUGUUACUAAUGGUUGUAUCAGAAAGAGAGCUCGAUAGAAUUUCGUUGAUUAACUGUGUACGCUUUGCAUGAAUUCAAGGAUGCCUUUGGACUUAUUGGCUUGAUAUGUACGAUUUUGUUUGUUAAUUGCGUCCAUGGAGAACAAGAUGGGUAGUCCUUGUUAUUUAUCAUGGUGCAUCCUUUGUGUGAGGCUGGCGCAAAAUAAGAACAUUGUAUCACGAUGACCCUCUCUUGUGCGUCUCAGGUGAACCUUUGAAUGUAGGAAGGAGUUGACACUAUUGUUUUAACCAUUUGUUUGCUUGGUUACCUUUAGCUUUACCUUCCAAAAGCAGAAAACGACGGAGAACUCCGGGACUUUCUCGAAUGCUUACAACAGUUGUUUUCAUUAGUUACUUUUAAAAAGAAUUAAGAUAUUCAAGAAGACACAAUAACAUUCAUUGUUACGGUGCAAAGCAAGCACUGCAAAGAGAGUUGAAUUGCGUGAACAAACCAUUUGCUGACCGAGGUAACAUCAAAGGAUUAGUUUCGAGCCAGGACAAAAAGCGAAUCCAGAUAGAUGAGCUAUAAAAUCCCUGCAGUCAGUCAUCCGCGCCUAAUUCUGGUUUGCCUUACUGGUCAAAAUGCUGUCAAAUCUUACAUCGCGUGACAGUGAUUUCGGUCACGGAAUUUGCUCAGAUUACCUCAGCAACUUUGCCUUUGAUUGAAUUCUGCUCAAAGGUUUUUUUUUCAUCUUUUUAUUCACUUAUUACUCGGGCUUUCCAAAGGAAACGCCCGAGUUGAAAUUCUUUUUUUUUUUUCCCUCGUUUACUUAUGAAAGUUAGUGAAACUUACUAUAUCUGACAGAGAAACCUGGGAACUAGAGUAACUACGCCUGGCUAAUUUUGCUUCACGAUUGUUCUUCGAUUAAUCAUGGCGUUGAAAACGAUCACUGUGUUUUGUGGUUCCAGCUCAGGAAGUGACCCAAGGUUCGAGGAGAGCGCGAGAGGUACUUCUCUUCUGUGGAAAUUCGAAUAAUUUUUGUCUAUGGUUAGACUUGUGAUCAAACGCGCACACUACCAAAUAAGUUGGAACGUACAAUGUUGUGAAAAGCCAAGAAAUGGCUGCAAUUGUCAGAGAUUAAUUCAAAUAAAUAUCUGCAAAUUUCAUGAAGAAUAGCCUAAUCCUCUGACCGUUUCAGCUUGCUUGCUUAAACUCCUUACUUGCAUAUCUGAGGAUAAGAAGAAAAUCAAGGUAACAUUUUCUGCACAGCCUCAUCCUGUUGUAAAACAAAGCUGUACGUACUGUUCAGAUACUGUCCCAAAGAGAAUUGUAUGCGUAUUGCAUACAGUAUGAGUAUGUGCAGAAAUUUUAGCCAAAUCAAUUGUUGUUGAUUUUUAACUUUCAUUUGAAAUUCUCACGUGGUUUUGAUAUCUGCAGCUCUUGGUCAUUGCUUAGCAAAGAAUAAGAUCAAUCUCAUUUAUGGUGGCGGUUCUGUUGGGCUUAUGGGUACUGUGGCUAAAACUGUUGCUGAAGGUGGAUGUGAAGUUACUGGAUUUCUUCCUGAGUUCUUUAUUGAAAGAGGUAAGCCACCAUGGAUAUGUUUACCAACCAAAAUGAACCUUAGUACCCCAAUGUGAAAAGUUAGGUGUAAUAGUGUCAAAUAAAAUGGAAUUCGAAUUAACCAAUUGUGUUGUUGAGUUGUAUGUAUAUAUUGAGGCUGAUGAAUAUCAUAUUUGAAUGCUGACACUGGAGGAAAUUACAAUUACCAGGAGUAUCUUUAACUUACAGACUUUGCUGACUUUAGUCUUAAAAAUUAUUCUUGGUCAAGCAUUACAUAGAGCCAUUUGGGAUAAUUUUCAACUGCAGAUCCUAAAGAUUUAGAAGGCAUCGGCAAGACAGUACUUGUUCAAGAUAUGCAUACAAGGAAGAGAAAGAUGUUAGAGCAGGUACCAACAAUAAUAUAAUCAUGAUAACUUUCAAUGAACUAAAAGCAUGGUGGCCCUAUGGCAAGGGCUCCAGAGGCACAAUAAAUUCGGGAUAUUAGGGAUAACCUCUCAUACAGCACCUUCUCAGUCCAAGGGAAGACUCUAUUGGGUGUGCCACUUGCAUUUUUUGGAGCAUCACAAUAACCCUGGAUGAAUUUAAUUUCUUACAUUAUUAACUAUCCUAAAUCAGAAAUUUGUGUAUUUUCAGGCUGAUGCCUUGAUAGCUUUACCUGGGGGCUUUGGAACAUUUGAGGAAUUACUGGAAAUGAUCACAUGGUAACAAACUAAUGUUAAGACUUAAAUUAGAUUAUCUACUGCCUAAGAAGACUGUUAACAAAAAUAUAUAAUCUUCUUGUUGUUUCUCCUCUGAAUCAUUUUUCAAAAAUGAUGCAACUGUUGUUGAAAGCAUUCUUUAAUCUGUUUAUUUUAAUUAUUUUUUUUCUCUUAUUCCUUUGUCAGGUAUCAACUUGGACUUCAUGAUAAACCAAUAGGAUUGUUAAAUGUGGCCAAUUACUGGGGAAGUUUUUUAGAAUGGGUAUGUUGA
Messenger RNA from Pocillopora meandrina, 5997 nucleotides. The record is from the annotation of a GenBank genome assembly. Lineage: Eukaryota; Metazoa; Cnidaria; Anthozoa; Scleractinia; Pocilloporidae.